CACUCGCGAGCACGACUCGCAUUAUUAGACAAGCGCAGCAUACGCCAGAAUCAUAUAAUCCGUUGAUGAGGAAACACGCACUCUCUCCUCUUUUCGAUUGUAUACUUUGCCAGACACGCGUCACAUUCACUCAACUCGGUCGCGUCUCUCGAUUCCUUUUGAAACGUAGUCCACGUUUUUUGUUAGCUCGCUAUCAGAAGAAAAACAGUGCUCAAGUUUCACAACGCGACGAAACUGUAAUUGCACAAGUUCGUUGCUCGCUUCGCAGAAGCAAGACGAGGGAGAAGAAAGAAAAAAAGAUGAGCAGAUUUGAAGAGAUCGCGAUUUGCCGCCAUAUUAGUUCAGCGAACCCACUAGGAGUUUGGCCUUCUCGCGAGUUUCGACAAUCGGUGCUCGUUGCUCCGCCGUACGAAUAGCAGCGCCGCCUCAGGCAGUACAACACGAGGUGUGAGCGUACGUGCGUGGGUGAUUAUCGGAUUGUGUGCGCAAGGAAAAAAUAAUACGUGAGAGCGAAUUUCCUCGUGUCUAUCACGGACUGAACUUUCGAAAAAAAAAAAAACGAAGACGACGAGUCAACGAAAUAAAGAAAAAACGAAACGAUAAAAAAAUGACGGAUCCGAUGCAAUUGUUACUGCUAUGCUGCGGGAGCAUUCUCGUUGGCGGUGCAUUCAUCUACCUGUUAUUCCUGAGGCGCAAGCCAGAUACAAACGUUUUAGAGAAGACUCAACAGAAAGUUCAGCAGCACGCCGAUCAACGCGAACUUGUGAACGCAGUUUCGAGCACCAGCAGCAAGAAGACAGCGAAGAGCAAAAAGCGUCGUGAGGCACAGCAGGAGUUUAGUCACUCGUGGAUGCUCGGUGCUCUCAAAGGUCACACAGGUCCUCUGCUUCAAAUCGACUUCUCUGCCAACGGGAAAUUUCUGGCCAGCUGUGCUGAAGAAGCCGCCAUCAACUUGAGUAGCGCAUCAGUACAACCUCGGCCACCCCCAUCACCAACCGGAUCCAGCAGAUCGUCCUCAUCAUCGGAUCAGGAGCCGCGACGUCCUGUGCUCAGCCGGAGACAACGCAAGAACCGCACUCGCGCGCCACGCCGUGAGCACGACGACGGUCGACCUCCACCGCUACCAACAAAGCAGCACAAGAGUCAACUACAGCGUCGUCGCUACAGAACUGGUCAGGACAAAAUCAAACAAACAAUGCGUAGCUCCAAAAUGACUCAUUCGUUUAUUACCAACGGCGUGCUUUCGAACGAUCCGUUUUUUAACCCCGAUCCGUUUGGUAAAUUCUCGCCGCGGCCCAGCGGCAACCCACUGGAUACCUUCAGGCCAGUCGUGUUACAAAAUAAGAGUGAUGCCAACUUGUGGUUCACCCUUAAGAAGUACCAGCUCACCACUACGCAGAUGUCUGACCACGGCUACCCUUCAAUCUUACCGGGAGGGAACGUCAAGAUCCUUUACCGUGUCCCGCCGCAAGGCCGCAGGACUAUCUGCUCUCAGAAGCCCCAGGUUUUCACCCGCCGUCCGCUCUACCCCUUCACCUUAGAUGCCAAUGCACGGGAAUUCGUACCUCGCAAACGGCACAAUCUCGCCCUGGACAGCGGUUGUGGCAGUGGCGUCAGCUCUACCGAUAACUCGGAUCAGGACCUGGAGAGCUCUUCGGACGGCGAAAUUUACUACAGUACGAGAGACGCGGUGCUCCAACGUAGCUGUUCGCGAUGCUCUCGGCCGUUUUACGUGUCGAGCUUAAAUGGAGACUACGUCUACUCCGACGGCUGCCAAUAUCACUGGGGAAAAUUUAGGGGUGGGAUGUGGAUGUGUUGCGACGCGGGCGAACGGGCGCCUGGCUGCUCUAGAGCGAACGUUCACGUCUGGACGGGAGUCGUCGAGGGCGACAACGGGCCUUACGAUGAUUUCAUCGACACCAUCUCUGUACAGCGUCAGGACAACAACUACGGCGUUUAUAGUAUGGAUUGUGAAAUGUGUUUUACCAAGUGCGGUCUCGAAGUUGGUCGUGUCACAUUGGUCGAUCGAAACGGAGUCGUAGUCUACGAUGAGAUAGUCGAACCCAAUAAUCCUAUCAUAGAUUAUAACACACGAUUCAGCGGCCUUCGCGCCGAAGAUUUCGUGAACGCGAAAAAACUGUGGGAAGUGCGGUAUGAACUCAGACAGUUUAUCUCUGCGGACACUAUUCUUAUUGGACACGGAUUAGAAAACGAUUUGCGCGCGUUAAGGAUCCUGCAUCCAACGGUCAUCGAUACUACGCAUUUGUUCCCUCACGACAACGGCUUGCCUUAUAAGAAUAGCUUACGAUAUUUGACAAAGAAAUAUCUGGGCGUACGCGUCCAACAAGAUGAACAUAACCCGGUAGAGGAUGCAAGGAGUGCAUUGUACCUAGUAUAUUAUUUAUGGUCUCAAGAGAACAAUCAAAUUAUUAGUAGACCGAUAGUACGUCCAAAACGUCCAAAAUGUAUCGUACGCGUUACAUGUUAUGUGUAACUAAAUGUAGGUACAAUUGUUCUGCGUUUUUUUAUUUAGGAACUCGUAAGUUAGUGAUAGGUUUGUUUUGUAAUGAAUCGAAUUUUUUUUAUUCCGUCAAGACUGUAAAGAAAUAUACAUAUAGACUUGUUCAUAUUCAUUGUACAAACGUAACAUUUUAUAAAUAAAAAAAUCCCCCCCCCCCCUUGACGUACAUUUUAUAAUACCGUUUAAGCUGCGUUUUGUUAUCAUUAGUUGUAAGUUUUUAUGUACC
Molecule: messenger RNA, 2747 nt
Organism: Phymastichus coffea
Lineage: Eukaryota; Metazoa; Arthropoda; Insecta; Hymenoptera; Eulophidae
Gene: mRNA-cap
Product: mRNA-capping enzyme
Exons: 3
Coding region: 608-2494 (628 amino acids)
Biological process (GO): protein dephosphorylation; endoplasmic reticulum unfolded protein response; 7-methylguanosine mRNA capping
Cellular component (GO): nucleus; endoplasmic reticulum
Molecular function (GO): protein tyrosine/serine/threonine phosphatase activity; ATP binding; exonuclease activity
Source: RefSeq, a predicted model, not a curated record